AUGUCUGGCACAGCUGCGGAUAUCUCACUGGUGCACUGGAGACAGCAGUGGCUGGAAAAUGGCACAUUGUACUUCCAUGUCUCCAUGAGCAGUUCUGGGCAACUGGCCCGAGCCACUGCCCCCACACUCCAGGAGCCCUCCGAGAUUGUAGAGGAGCAGAUGCACAUCCUCCACAUUUCUGUGAUGGGUGGCCUGAUCGCUCUGUUGCUGCUGCUGCUGGUGUUCACCGUGGCUCUGUACGCCCAGCGACGCUGGCAGAAACGCCGCCGAAUCCCGCAGAAGAGCGCUAGCACAGAAGCCACGCAUGAGAUCCACUACAUUCCAUCGGUGCUACUGGGUCCCCAGGCCCGGGAGAGCUUCCGCUCCUCCCGGCUGCAGGCGCACAACUCCGUCAUCGGGGUACCUAUUCGGGAGACCCCCAUCCUGGAUGAUUACGACUACGAGGAGGAAGAGGAGCCACCCCGAAGAUCCAACCACGUCUCCCGUGAGGAAGAAUUCGACAGCCAGGUGACCCACACCCUGGAUACUUUGGGCCGGGCAGGAGAGGAGAAGUUGGACUUUGAGAAGAAGGGGGGAAUCAGCUUUGGAAGAACCAAGGGGACCUCAGGUUCAGAGGCAGAUGAUGAAACCCAGCUAACUUUCUACACGGAACAGUACCGAAGUCGACGUCGCAGCAAAGGUUUACUGAAAAGCCCUGUGAACAAGACUGCCCUGACUCUGAUUGCUGUGAGCUCCUGCAUCCUGGCCAUGGUGUGUGGCACACAGAUGUCCUGUCCACUUACUGUGAAGGUGACCCUUCAUGUGCCAGAGCACUUCAUUGCAGACGGGAGCAGCUUCGUGGUGAGUGAAGGGAGCUAUCUGGACAUAUCCGACUGGCUGAACCCAGCUAAACUGUCCCUGUAUUAUCAGAUCAACGCCACCUCUCCAUGGGUGAGGGACCUCUGUGGGCAGAGGACAACCGAUGCCUGUGAACAGCUCUGUGACCCAGAAACUGGAGAAUGCAGCUGUCAUGAAGGCUUCGCCCCUGACCCUGUUCACAGACACCUGUGUGUGCGCAAUGACUGGGGCCAAAGUGAAGGACCUUGGCCUUAUACUACCCUGGAAAGGGGCUAUGAUUUGGUGACAGGAGAGCAGGCUCCUGAAAAGAUCCUCAGGUCUACUUUCAGCUUGGGCCAAGGCCUCUGGCUUCCUGUGAGCAAAAGCUUUGUGGUUCCACCGGUGGAGCUGUCCAUCAACCCCCUGGCUAGCUGCAAGACCGACGUGCUCGUCACAGAAGACCCCGCUGAUGUCAGGGAAGAAGCGAUGCUGUCCACAUACUUUGAAACCAUCAAUGACCUGCUGUCUUCCUUUGGGCCAGUCCGUGACUGCUCUCGGAACAAUGGGGGCUGCACUCGCAACUUCAAGUGUGUGUCUGAUCGCCAGGUGGACUCCUCGGGAUGUGUGUGUCCUGAGGAGCUGAGACCCAUGAAGGACGGUUCAGGCUGCUAUGAUCACUCCAAGGGUAUCGACUGCUCUGACGGCUUUAAUGGCGGCUGUGAGCAGCUGUGUCUGCAGCAGACGCUGCCUUUGUCCUAUGAUGCCAGUUCCAGCACCAUCUUCAUGUUCUGCGGCUGUGUGGAGGAGUACAAGCUGGCUCCAGAUGGGAAAUCCUGCCUAAUGCUCUCAGAUGUUUGUGAAGGCCCCAAGUGUCUCAAACCCGACUCCAAAUUCAACGACACACUCUUUGGAGAGAUGCUACAUGGUUACAACAACCGGACCCAGCAUGUGAACCAAGGGCAAGUGUUCCAGAUGACCUUCAGGGAGAACAACUUCAUCAAAGACUUUCCCCAGUUGGCUGAUGGGCUGCUGGUGAUCCCACUGCCAGUGGAAGAGCAAUGUCGGGGGGUCCUAUCUGAGCCGCUCCCAGACCUCCAGCUGCUCACUGGAGACAUCAGGUAUGAUGAAGCCAUGGGCUACCCCAUGGUGCAGCGCUGGCGGGUACGGAGCAACCUCUACCGUGUGAAGCUGAGCACCAUCACUCUCUCGGCAGGCUUCACCAAUGUUCUCAAGAUCCUGACCAAAGAGAGCAGUCGCGAUGAGUUGCUGUCCUUCAUCCAACACUACGGCUCCCACUAUAUCGCUGAGGCCCUGUAUGGCUCAGAACUCACCUGCAUCAUCCACUUCCCCAGCAAGAAGGUUCAGCAGCAGCUGUGGCUCCAGUAUCAGAAAGAGACCACAGAGCUGGGCAGCAAGAAAGAGCUCAAGUCCAUGCCCUUCAUCACCUACCUCUCAGGUCUGCUGACAGCCCAGAUGCUAUCAGAUGACCAACUUAUCUCAGGUGUGGAAAUUCGCUGCGAGGAGAAAGGCCGCUGUCCCUCUACCUGCCACCUUUGCCGCAGGCCUGGCAAGGAGCAACUGAGCCCCACACCAGUGCUGCUGGAGAUCAACCGUGUGAUACCACUCUACACCCUCAUCCAAGACAAUGGCACCAAGGAGGCCUUCAAGAGUGCCCUGAUGAGUUCCUACUGGUGCUCGGGCAAAGGGGACGUGAUUGACGACUGGUGCAGGUGUGACCUCAGUGCCUUUGAUGCCAGUGGGCUUCCCAACUGUAGCCCUCUCCCACAGCCGGUGUUGCGGCUGUCCCCAUCCGUAGAGCCCUCCAGCACUGUGGUCUCCUUGGAAUGGGUAGAUGUCCAGCCAGCUAUUGGGACCAAAGUCUCUGACUACAUCCUGCAGCACAAGAAGGUGGACGAGUACACAGACACUGACCUCUACACAGGAGAAUUCCUGAGUUUUGCUGAUGAUUUACUCUCUGGCCUGGGCACAUCUUGUGUUGCUGCUGGUCGAAGCCAUGGAGAGGUCCCUGAAGUCAAUAUCUACUCGGUCAUCUUCAAGUGCCUGGAGCCUGAUGGUCUCUACAAGUUCACUCUGUAUGCUGUGGACACACGGGGGAGGCACUCUGAGCUCAGCACAGUGACCCUGAGGACGGCCUGUCCACUAGUGGAUGACAACAAGGCAGAAGAGAUAGCUGACAAGAUCUACAAUCUGUACAAUGGGUACACAAGCGGGAAGGAGCAACAGACUGCCUACAACACGCUGAUGGAAGUCUCAGCCUCCAUGCUUUUCCGAGUCCAACACCAUUACAACUCUCACUAUGAAAAGUUUGGUGACUUUGUCUGGAGGAGUGAGGAUGAGCUAGGGCCCAGGAAGGCCCACCUGAUCCUGCGGCGGCUGGAGAGAGUGAGCAGCCACUGUUCCAGCCUCCUGCGGAGCCCCUACAUCCAGAGCCGAGUAGACACCGUGCCCUACCUUUUCUGCCGCAGUGAGGAGGUCCGGCCUGCAGGCAUGGUGUGGUACAGCAUCCUCAAGGACACCAAAAUCACAUGCGAGGAGAAGAUGGUGUCCAUGGCCCGAAACACCUAUGGGGAAUCCAAGGGCCGGUGAGGGAGGGUACUACCCUCCAUGAGCACAGAGACUCUCCGAGGGAGAGCGGUACUCUCCUGGAUCCUGGGGCCUGGGUGGGCAAGGGGCAGCUGAGGAUGGGCCUGGGAGACGAAGCUUGCCAGCAAGGCCAAAGCAAACUGUUUCUCCUGUGGAUAAAGAGGACAGAGAACUUUAUAACCAAUGGAAUUAUUCUUUUUUUUUCCUCUCUAUCUUUAUUUUUUUCUAAGAUAUUAUUUGACUCUUAUCAAAUGUCUCUCCUUUUUAAACAUUUUCUUAUGAAUGGAAGUCAGUGGGGAGGGCAGGAGCUUUCAGGUAGAGACCAAGUGGCCUUUCCUCUCCUUCCUCCCUUCUGCCACAUUCAAAUUCCUUCCGAUCAUGGACCCCUGGAGGAGACCUCUGGAGAGACAGCACCAGGAAGAAAGCCUUGAAGAUUGUUGCAGGGAGGAAGCUGGGUCUCUAAAGACUCUCUCUCUUUUCCUCUCUCUAUCUCU
Molecule: messenger RNA, 3914 nt
Organism: Dipodomys ordii (Ord's kangaroo rat)
Lineage: Eukaryota; Metazoa; Chordata; Mammalia; Rodentia; Heteromyidae
Gene: Astn2
Product: astrotactin 2
Exons: 21
Coding region: 1-3423 (1140 amino acids)
Biological process (GO): neuron cell-cell adhesion; neuron migration
Molecular function (GO): protein binding
Source: RefSeq, a predicted model, not a curated record